Sardina pilchardus (European sardine) is the source of this 1679-nucleotide messenger RNA. RefSeq lists its product as uncharacterized. The record is from RefSeq and is a predicted model, not a curated record. The coding region runs from base 77 to 1609 and encodes 510 amino acids. Lineage: Eukaryota; Metazoa; Chordata; Actinopteri; Clupeiformes; Clupeidae. The transcript is spliced from 6 exons.
AGCGCGCAGCGCGUAGCGUUCGUUCUAUAAAUAUAAUACGCUGGAAAGUCUUGGGGUCACUUCUUGCUUGUAAAUAAUGGCUCCAAGUGGCUCAACGUGUGCCGUUGUCGGCUGCACAAACAAUACGCGAAAACUGAAAGAUUUUAUGCAUGGGACAUGUUUCCAACAUAAACAGACCCGCUUGAUCUGUUGCCCGGCACCCUACUCACUUCAUGCAAUGCCCAAGAACGAGACGAAAACAAGAGAAUGGUUAGCAGCACUAAAGCUAAAAAACCCACCGAAGAGAGUGUAUGUAUGUUCUUACCAUUUUAUCGACCACAAACCAACUGAGCUUCACCCGAAUCCGGAGUUAUUCCUUGGUUAUAAACGACCAGUUAAGAACAGGCGAAAACUUAUCAGGUGCUCUGAUAACUUGGAGGUACAAGCUAACGCGAAUCAGACAUUAGCAUGGACCAGCAACUCGGAGGUGAAGCACGUACAAGAUCCUCAUUGCGGUGGGAACGCCUCUUCUGACGCCACCAUCCAGCCAGAGACCAGCGAGUGUUCCGUCCAGGCCCGGCGGGAGGCCCCUGGCUUACUGGAUCACGGCUAUGCGAAGGGUCUGAUGGUGCUGGUGCUGCUCCCAGCUCAACCAGCGUACAAAAUGGGCGACUUGCAUUCAGACCGGCGGGCCGCCUCUCUACAUUUGGGUCAGAACGAGCCUUCAGAGCCUGAAUGGACAACUAGACAAGCAGCAUCCACACCUCCGGAGGUCUACGAGUCUGCUGACGAGAGACCAAUGAUGAAGUCUGAAGACUUUGCUGGGAACAUGGAGCCUUCAGAGCCUGAAUGGACAACUAGACAAGCAGCAUUCACACCUCCGGAGGUCUACGAGUCUGCUGACGAGAGACCAAUGAUGAAGUCCGGGAACAUGGAUCUCGGACAUCCGUUUAGUCCUGUCUGUAACGUCACUGAAACGCAGCAGGAUUGCCAGUUGAGCGUGUUUGUGAAAGAAGAGGUAAUAGAGGAGGAGGAACAUGAUCAUGUGACUUCAUGUUCAGAUGAAGAAAAGCCCUUUGCAGAUCCUCAGUUUGGAGCUGAAACAGAGUCCAACGCUAGUGACAAUGAAACACAACAGACAGCAGCGGAGAUUGAAGUGAAGAUUGAAGAAGAUGAUGAGCCAGAACUGGAUCAUCCGUUGAGAAGACUUAAAGGCCGACCGAGCUGUGACAUCUCCCGCGACAUUUUGGAAGCCCAUUUGACGGAUGGGGUGAAACCACCAGAGAUUGCUCGUCUCUUUGGGUUAUCUACAAGCACAAUUCGACGACGAAUGGAGCAGUACGGUCUAAGAAUGACAGAUUUAUACACUGACAUUCAAGACAACCAGCUUGACCAGAUUGUUUUGGAAUACCACAGGAUGAACCCAAACGCUGGGUAUAAAACGAUGUAUACCUACUUGAAAAGUCAAGGGAUUCGAGUGCCAUUAUCUUUGUAUCCAUGUAAGGUAAUCGAGUGCGACAAUCAGUGCGAAGAGUGGAUGCAGAGGGAACUAAAGCUCGUCGGAUGUCAAUUCAGGCAUGCAUCCGUAAGCAGUACAGUGUCCCAGGUCCCAACAGUCUGUAGACGGUAACCAAAAAAUUGAUAAGGCAAGUUUCUCACAAAAGACAAAUAAUGUAGUCUAAGGUAGUCAGCACACUUGA